AUGGACGUCACGUGGCUGGUCUCAGCACUCCUGCCGUCAUUAGCAUCACCAGCCUUCUCUCCUGCAGUGAACGUUUAUGAGGGUUUGGGUCAGGGAGGAACGGACGCGGGGGACACCACGGCGCCCGGCCCAGAGCUGGGGAGUCAGUCGGGCACCUCGUCAAAGCCCGCAGCUGCUCCAAGAUGCGGACGCGACUGCCUUCCAGCUCCGACGAAGGACCCCGGGGCCGCUCUCUGCCGCGACCACGGUACAGCUCCGCGCCGCCGCCCUGACCUCUCUCUGACCUGCGGGCUCACUGACCUCCUCAGCCUGGCGGAGGCCUGCCCGGGUCCCCCCGCACCCCGCCGCCUGUCCCCGUGGCCCGACGCACCCCGCUUCAGGGGUCAGGGCUCCCCGAGUCCUGGCCCCGCCGCCCGCGGGGGCCAACCCCUGCAGGGCCGCGCCGACUCGCGGACGCCGCGCGGGGCGUCAGCUGCCUCUCCGGUCUGCUCCGCCUGGCGUCCCCGAGGGGGCGACCAGGAGUACUGA
Messenger RNA from Rangifer tarandus platyrhynchus (Svalbard reindeer), 528 nucleotides. The record is from the annotation of a GenBank genome assembly. NCBI's taxonomy places the organism in Eukaryota, Metazoa, Chordata, Mammalia, Artiodactyla, Cervidae.